AUGAAGGCCUCUAUUUCUCUUGUCGUUUUCGCCAUGGCUGCUUUUGGCAUGGGCGCUGCGAUUGAAAGCCGCCAGAAUACCUGGGGUCCCUACACCUGUCCCACUCGGGCGCAAUGCGAAGCUUCGUGCGAAGCUGCUGGACUUGUGUACGCUGCCAGUGACUGUAACAAUGCAUGGACCAACUGUGCUUGCGAUUAUUAG
Botrytis deweyae is the source of this 201-nucleotide messenger RNA. RefSeq lists its product as uncharacterized. The record is from RefSeq and is a predicted model, not a curated record. The coding region runs from base 1 to 201 and encodes 66 amino acids. The transcript is spliced from 2 exons. NCBI's taxonomy places the organism in Eukaryota, Fungi, Ascomycota, Leotiomycetes, Helotiales, Sclerotiniaceae.